Molecule: messenger RNA, 4470 nt
Organism: Ictalurus punctatus (channel catfish)
Lineage: Eukaryota; Metazoa; Chordata; Actinopteri; Siluriformes; Ictaluridae
Gene: slc13a5b
Product: solute carrier family 13 member 5b
Exons: 13
Coding region: 385-2238 (617 amino acids)
Biological process (GO): citrate transport; monoatomic anion transmembrane transport
Cellular component (GO): membrane
Molecular function (GO): succinate transmembrane transporter activity; citrate transmembrane transporter activity; sodium:dicarboxylate symporter activity
Source: RefSeq, a predicted model, not a curated record
CACGGUAUAGUUUACAUCACAGACGUCAUGACUUUGAUAACCAUGGUAACGAGACGCUUCGUCCCUAUACAGUUUAAAAUAACCUGCGUGUAGUUCCACCAAAAUGUUAUGUCGGAAAACUUGGUUUUGAUAGAAUAGCGUUGAGUGUUUUGUGUUUGCGUUAACAAAUUGAAUGCUGUAAACGGAAAUUUUUACGGCAUAAACCAGUACAAACGGAGAACAAACGAGUGAGACUGUUCUGCCGACGUUUUGCGUUGGGUGCGGGGGGGGGGGGGGGGGGCAACUUCACGUAGGUCAGUCACUACAAUGCAAGUAACAGCCCAAAGCAAUGUCGCUUUUAUUCCACAAGGAUGUGCUGUAAUGUAACUCAAGUUAUUAUUCGGCAUGGAUCCUGAAAGAUGUUCAUCAAAACAAAGAGUGAGGCUACAUCCAAAACUGCAUACUACUCUACUGAAAAGCAUUUUAAAAAGUCUAAAAGUGUGUGCUACUUCUUCACCUCAGAUCUCUCUUCAUUUGGAGAUGUCACCCAUACUGAAAUCCAUCUGGACCUUAAAGAAUGGCAUAAUUAUUUUCUUUACGCCUCUAAUACUGCUUCCACUUCCACUAUAUGUGGGAACAACGGAGGCCAGCUGUGCUUACGUGAUCUCACUGAUGGCAGUGUACUGGUGUACAGAAGCUCUCCCUCUGGCUGUGACUUCUCUGCUGCCUGCUCUCCUCUUUCCUCUGUUCGGCAUCAUGAAGUCAAAACAGGUGUGCAUUCAAUAUCUGAAGGACACUAAUAUGUUAUUUGUGAGUGGCCUAAUGGUGGCAGUAGCUGUCGAGCACUGGAACCUACACAAGCGCAUUGCUCUUCGAGUGCUGCUCUUCGUAGGAGUGCGUCCAGCACUGCUAAUGCUAGGGUUCAUGGGUGUUACAGCUUUCCUCUCCAUGUGGAUCAGUAACACCGCAACCACAGCGAUGAUGGUUCCCAUAGUGCAGGCAGUCCUGGAGCAACUGAACAACCAGGAAAUCGAAACAAUCCCGCUCAACUCCAGCGUGGAGCCCAACCAGGCUUCAGACACACAAAACAAUGAGUCUGCUAAACAAAAAGACGGGCAAGCAGUGGUAUUAAGUGGUCUGAACAUGUCAACUGAAGCAACCAGGCAUCAAGAAGCAGCAGAGAGAAAACAGAUAUGUAAAGGCAUGACGUUGUGUGUGUGCUAUGCUGCCAGCAUUGGGGGAACGGCCACACUCACAGGCACAGGCCCUAACCUGGUACUCAAGGGACAAAUGAACCAACUGUUUCCGCAGAAUGGGGAUGUCAUCAAUUUUGCAUCCUGGUUUGGCUUUGCAUUUCCAAACAUGAUCAUAAUGCUAGCUUUAUCCUGGCUGUGGCUGCAGUUUCUUUUUAUGGGGUUCAACUUCAGGAAGACAUGGGGCUGCAAGGCAGUGAAGACAGAGAAAGAGAUUGCGGCGUAUAAUGUGAUCCGAGAGCAGCACCGGCUGCUGGGACCCAUGACAUUUGGAGAGUUUAGUGUGUUGGCUCUCUUCAUUCUACUUGUGGUCCUGUGGUUCACCCGGGAUCCCGGAUUUGUGGCCGGCUGGGCCACACACACAUUCAACUCAGAGGCGGAGUAUGUGACAGAUGCCACGGUGGCAGUUUUCAUCGCUGUGCUUCUUUUCAUUCUGCCAUCAACACCACCAAUGUUCUGUUGCUGGCCAACAGCUAGUCCUGGUCCAGCUUUGCUUACAUGGGAGGUAGCUCAGAGGAAAAUGCCCUGGAACAUAGUCCUGCUCCUUGGGGGAGGAUUUGCACUGGCCAAAGGGAGUGAGGAAUCAGGUCUUUCCCGGUGGAUGGGAAAUCAUUUAACACCUCUGCAUAGUAUUCCUCCUUGGGCCAUAGCCAUUGUCCUCUGUCUCCUGAUAUCCACUUUCACUGAGUGCACCAGCAAUGUGGCCACAGCUACCCUCUUCCUCCCUGUCCUGGCCUCUAUGUCACACUCCAUUGGAAUGAACCCCUUGUAUGUCAUGGUGCCCUGCACACUCAGUGCCUCUUUUGCCUUCAUGUUACCCGUGGCAACACCCCCCAAUGCUAUUGUAUUCUCCUAUGGCUACCUCAAGGUGUCAGACAUGGCAAGGGCCGGCAUAAUGAUGAACAUUAUAGGAAUCUUCUGCAUCACAGUGGCCAUCAACACCUGGGGAAAGGCAAUGUUCCAUUUGGACACUUUCCCUACAUGGGCCAACAGCACAGGCUUGUGAAAACCAUGACAGACACAAGUGAAUAGUGAAAUACAAUUACAUAAAUGGUGCAACAUAACAGAGCCCAAAUGUGAGUUUUUUUAUACUCCAUCUGUGAUGGGCUAGCCAUGCGGUGUUGUUGUUUUUUUUACAGCUCCUAUUAUUAACACAAAUUACCCGAUUCACUAAGUAGCAUUUACGCAUGCUUUCAUCUUCUUGGGAUUGUACAGUGCUGAUUGAAAGUUUGUGGAUAUACUGUAGAAUUUUCUACAUAGCUGCAUACAUAUGAUCUAGAUCAUUAGAUUUUCACAAAAGUCCUAAAAAUAGAUCAAGAGAACCCAAUUAAACAGUUGAGACAAAAAUAUUAUACUUGCUCUUUUAUUUAUUGAGGAAACAAUCCAAUAUUACAAAUCUGUGAGUGGCAAAAGUAUGUGAACCUUUGCUUUCAGUAUCGGGUAUGACCCCUUGUGUAGCAAUAUCUGCAACUAAACAUUUCCGGUAACUGCCGAUCAGUCCUGUGCAUCGGCUUGGAGGAAUUUUAGCCUAUUUCCCAGUACAGAACAGCUUCAACUCUGGGAUAUUGGUGUGUUUCCUCACAUGAACUGCUUGCUUCAGGUCCUUCAACAACAUUUCUAUUGGAGCAAGGUUAGGACUUUGACUUGGCCAUUCCAAAAAAUUAACUUUAUUCUUCUUUAAUCAUUCUUUGGUAGAAUGACUUGUGUGCUUAGGAUCGUUGUCUUACUGCAUGAACCACUUUCUCUUGACAUUUUCCUUUAGAAUUCAAAGAUGUAAUUCAGCAUUCAUUGUUCCAUCAAUGUUGGCAAGCUGUACUGUUCCAGAUGCAGCAAAACAGGCCCAAACCAUGAUACUUCCACCACCAUGUUUCACAGAUGGGAUAAGGUUCUUAUGCUGAAAUGCAGUAUUUUCCUUUCUCCAAACAUAACGCUUCUCAUUUAAACCAAAAGUUCUAUUUUGGUCUCAUCCAGCCACAAAACAUUUUUCCAUUAGCCUUCUGGCUUGUCCAUGUGAUCUUUAGCAAACUGUAGAUGGGCAGCAAUGUUCUUUUUGGAGAGCAGUCACAUUAUUGUUGUUCAGUGUUCACCUGAUGGUGAACUCAUGAAUAUUAAUAUUAGCCAACGUGAGCAAGGUCUUCAGUUGCUUAGAAUUUACCAUGGGUUCCUUUGUGACCUCAUAAACUAUUACACAUCUUGCUCUUGGAGUCAUUGUUGUUGGUCGACCUCUCCUGCGGAGGAUAAAAGUGGUCUUGAAUUUCUUCGACUUGUCUGUCUGAUUGUUUAUUUGGUGGAGUCCAAACUCUUUAGAGAUGGUUUUGUAACCUUUUCUAACUUGAUGAGCAUCAAAAAAUCUUUCCUCACAAAUCUCCUUUGUUUAUUCCAUGAUACAGUUCCACAAACAGGUGUUGUGAAGAUCAAAAUUUGAUAGAUCCCUGUUCUUUAAAUAAAACAGGGAGCUCACACACACCUGAUUGUCAUCCCACUGACUGAAAACACCUGGUCUAAUUUUACCUUCAAAUUAACUGCUAAUCUUCGAGGUUCACAUAUUUUUGGCAGUCACAAAUAUGUAAUAUUGGAUAAUGUUCCUUAAUAAAUAAAAACUCAGUAUAAUAUUUUUCUCUUAUUUGUUUAAUUGUGUCCUCUUUGCCUACUUUUAGAACUUGUGUGAAAAUCUGAUGAUGUUUUAGGUCUUAUUAAUACAGAAACUUUUAAGCACAAAAUUCUAAACUUUCAAGCACCACUGUAUAUUUCAGAAACCAAAGUCCAAGUCAUUGAUGCCAUGGUUUCAUUAGUGUUUCUUUAAAUAUAAUGGAUUUAGAAAGAAAACAGUCAUUAAAUCUCAGUCUAUGUGUCACCAGGGAAGUGCAAUUAUCAGUCUUGUGUUGAGGAUUGUUUUUUAAGAUUAAGCUUCAGUUGCCAGCAUUCUAAAAACCUGCUUUAUUAAUACACAAAAGUGGAGCUUAUAUUUAGUAAUAUUCAGUUCAUAAUAUGUUAUUGUUCACACUGUUAAGUUUAGUACUAUAAGUUUAUAUUGGUUGCAAUGUAGUUAGAAAUCCCAAUGAGGACACUUUUUCUUUUCUUGUCAAUUUGAAUGAACCCAGUGCUCAUCAUUGCCAUCAACAUAUUUUCCUAAGCAAUUUAACAAUUAUAGACAUGGCAUUCCAUCAGUAUACAUGUUUGUUAUCUGCUGUAUGAAAUGUUAUACUGUUUUAUAACUGUACAAAUAAAAUCUGUAGGG